Prunus armeniaca (apricot) is the source of this 459-nucleotide messenger RNA. Lineage: Eukaryota; Viridiplantae; Streptophyta; Magnoliopsida; Rosales; Rosaceae. The record is from the annotation of a GenBank genome assembly.
AUGUCAGGAGCCCCUACGAUUCUCCCCCUUAUUGCAGACUCACAGAAGCAUGUAGUCAAUCCUGCUAACCCAGAUACCCGGACUCAUGCUUCUAUCGCCACCAUAAAAGUCGCAAAUUCCAUUCCAUUGGUGGUGUCUAAUGCUAAUGGUACCUCUUCCCUUGUGGUUGGGGAGGGCUAUCUAUCUCUCUCUCAUUCCCUACAUCUGGAUUCUGACAUCCUCACAAGAAAGACAAUUGAUUGUGGUACUCGAUGGGGCAAACUCUACUACUUGGACUGGGCACCGGAUAGUGAGAUCAAGGUUGGUCAAGCUUUCACAACUAGUGGAACUCGUUCUAAGGGAGAGAGAGAGAGAGAGAAAGUUUGGUUAUGGCAUAAACGUCUUGAGCAUGCCUCGCUCGGUUAUGUUAAGAAGUUGUUUCCAUCAUUAUUUUCCAGUCUUGAUGUUUCUAGCUUCUAG